Molecule: messenger RNA, 2184 nt
Organism: Melitaea cinxia (Glanville fritillary)
Lineage: Eukaryota; Metazoa; Arthropoda; Insecta; Lepidoptera; Nymphalidae
Gene: kar
Product: monocarboxylate transporter 10
Exons: 2
Coding region: 362-1681 (439 amino acids)
Biological process (GO): transmembrane transport
Molecular function (GO): monocarboxylic acid transmembrane transporter activity
Source: RefSeq, a predicted model, not a curated record
ACUUGUGUCAAACUAAUAAUUGAACGAACCGUCUUCAAAGUUCUACGAAUUUCGAAAUACAGAAAGUCGUGUCGUAACUUUGCUCGCCGCUGCAUUAAUGAUGGUGAUAAAAAUACUCAUUUCAAAACUGUAUAAGUAAAAAGAUACAAGUAGGCUUUAUUUUAUGUUAAGAAUAUAUUUGUCAUGGAUUAGAUACACACUUUACUGUUGAAGUUUCAUAUUUUUAUUUACUAAACUUCUCGUAAAAUCUGAACUAUUAAAAAUAGUCAUUUACAGCGCUGGUGAGACCAUGUGAAGGCCAUGUGCUUUAGUGGUGACAAAAUACAUAAAUUCUUUUCUUAUAAUAUACAGAUAUUUAAAAAUGGAAUCUUUACCGAUGGAAAAUAAAAAUUUAUUGUUUAAAAAUAAUGAAGUUGUAAUAAAACUUGAGAGAAAUGGUCAAGUGUUGAAUGGCGAAACAUCAAGAGAACCCCCUGAUGGGGGCUUCAGAGCUUAUAUGAUAAUUGUUGCUUCCUUUCUCACUAAUGGCUUAAUAUUUGGAGUUAUCAAUUCUUAUAGUGUUAUUUAUACUGUACUCCAAAAAAGACUUGAAAAUGAAAAUGUACCAAACUCUGAAAGUAGAGCUGCUUUAGUCGGCGCGUUGACAAUGGGAACAACUUUUCUGCUGUCUCCACUCUCGGGUGUGUUGACUGGACUCCUUGGAUUACGUUGUACUGCUGUAUUGGGAGGAACUAUUGCAUUUCUUGGAUUACUUAUAUCUUCUUUUUUAGUAGAUUAUGUAGAUGUGCUAUGUUUUACUUACGGUGUUAUGUACGGACUAGGAGCAUCCCUUGCGUAUACCCCAUCUUUGGCAAUUCUAGGUCAUUAUUUUAAACGUCAUUUAGGUUUCGUCAAUGGAGUUGUUACGAUAGGAAGUUCUAUUUUUACAGUUAUUAUGCCUCCUGUAAUGGAAUAUAUGAUUCAAAAUUACGGAUUACCGGGAAUGUUUCGAUUUUUGUCUGUUAUUACUGUCGGUAUCGCGCUUUGUGGGUUGUUAUUCAAACCAAUUUCUGUCUUGGUGGUAGAGAAACCUCCGAGAGAAGAGGGUUUUAAGGGUCUUUUAAAAACUAUAAUUAACGUUCAAAUUUGGAAAAAUAAUAAGUACAGGUUAUGGGCGAUGUCUAUGCCUGUUGCUUUAUUUGGAUAUUUUGUUCCAUAUGUUCAUAUAAAGAAGUUUAUCGAGUUAAAUUUUACAAACGUUCAAGACAAUUUACCACUUCAAUGUAUAGCAGUAACUUCUGGAGUAGGACGAUUACUCUUUGGAAUAUUAGCUGAUAAAAAAUGGGUUAAUAGAAUAAUCUUGCAACAGAUAUCUUUCUAUGUUAUUGGAACUCUUACAAUUAUAUUACCUUUCGUUAAAUCUUUUUCGUUGUUAGUUGUAGUAUCAUUGUGCAUGGGAAUUUUUGACGGCGCAUUUAUUGCUUUGAUUGGUCCGGUUGCCAUACAAUUUUGUGGUAGUGCAUAUGCCGCACAGAGUAUCGGUUGUAUGCUAGGAUUAGCUGCUUUUCCUUUGUCGUUGGGUCCGCCAAUGGCUGGACUUAUUUACAGUUGGUAUCAAUCAUAUACACUGCCAUUUGUUUUAGCAGGAGUAUCACCUCUUGUCGGUGCCACCUUAAUGUUUGCUAUUAGGUUUCAAAAGUGAGAAAAAUUUAUAAUAGAUUAGAAUAACAUUAUUACUACCAGAGGGUUUUUUAUGACGAAUGUAGGCCACCCAUUGUACCAUUUAAAUUUAGCAGUAAUUUACGGAAUUAUGUUAUGUAAAGUAUCUCAAAUUUAUCUGUCGUUGAUAGAAUUAAUUGUUUCAUGAUAAAAUAAUGCAAUUUAUAAGAAAUAUCCUAGACAGUUUUAAAUAUUUACUAUUAGGCUUAAACGCGAAAAAGUUUCCUAGCCUUUUACCAACAAUUGAAUGCUCUCCAAUUAUUUUGUGGAUGUUUGAAAGUACGAAAUAGUAGCUUAUAAAAAUAUACUAAUCACUAGACGAUCCAAAAUUUUUCUGCAUUGGCGUUUAUUUCUAUUUACGGCUCAUAUAAGUCGUAGUUUAAUAUUUAUUAGCCUAUAUACUACCUCAAGGAACAUGCUAUUUAAAAAAUAGAAUUUAAUUUCUAAAUAAAUUUAAACUAGUAAACCAGGCGUUAUCGUGUUCAA